Messenger RNA from Otolemur garnettii (small-eared galago), 1302 nucleotides. RefSeq names its product protein phosphatase 1 regulatory subunit 32 (gene SAXO4). The coding region runs from base 13 to 1290 and encodes 425 amino acids. Gene Ontology annotation, molecular function: phosphatase binding. The transcript has 12 exons. The record is from RefSeq and is a predicted model, not a curated record. Lineage: Eukaryota; Metazoa; Chordata; Mammalia; Primates; Galagidae.
UGCCCCAGCAUCAUGAUGGGGAAACUCCCUCUGGGGGUUGUGUCCCCUUAUGUGAAGAUGAGUUCGGGGGGCUGCACAGACCCCCUGAAGUUCUAUGCCACCAGCUACUGCACAGCCUAUGGGCGGGAGGAGUUCAAGCCCCGCAUGGGAAGUCACAUGGGCACAGGAUACAAAUCAAAUUACCGGCCUGUGGUCUCCUACCAAGCCAGCCUGGACGCCCUGGACAACCCUGCCAUGGGGGAGCACGUUCGGGACAAUUACAAGACAGUGACCAGUCAGAGUUACCGUCCCCUGGAAGUGCCCGACGGCAGGUAUCCCCUCCCCAAGAACCUGCAUCAGACCAGCUCUGGCUAUGGGCGGGAGAAGCCCAGUGCAGGCCCCCCUACCAAGGAGGUCAGGAAAGUCCAUUUCGACACCCAGGAGUACGGGCCCCAGGCCAUCACAGGGCUGGAACCCAAGGACAUGCCACUGCUCCGCCAGCAGCAGGGCAAGGGCUCACUGGAGUGGGAGAACUGGCGAUACGGCCCGCGCUUCAUGACUUCUGAGUACAAUUCCAAGUACCUCAAUGAGCCUAUACACCAGCCAGAUCUCUUGCAGAAGAAAUCAAUCGGUGCCAAGGAGGACACCGGCUUCACUGAAGAGACCAACAAGAGCCCCAUUGUUUUCCAGCCGCCCUCUCAGGCCCUCCCUGGUGACCCUACCCUCCUACCAGGCCGGAGUGUCACCAAGUCGGACUUCCUCCCCAUGACUCACCCACGUGGAGAUGAGUUCCUGCCUGUGCUGGCCAGAGGCUCUGAGAGGGAGACAGGCUUCAGCCGGGUGAAUGAAAGGACUUUGAACACCAGAGUGACCACUCCCAACCCAGAACUCAACAGCAUAAAUCACUGGCAGUUCCAACCACCCCAGCGAAUGCAACAGACAAACAUUGGCUUGCUUGGCCGGGAGACUAUGGGGAAGAAGGAACCCACAGGGUUCAGCAUUAACAACUCCAGCUAUGUCCGGAGCCCUCAUGACCCUGACAGGGAUAAUCGGUACCUGACCACCUACAACCAAGGGUACUUUGAGAAUAUCCCCAAGGGUCUAGACCGGGAAGGCUGGACUCGAGGUGGCAUCCAGCCCCAGAUACCGGGAGGCUACGCCAUCAACCAACCAGUCACCCGCAUGGAGGCUAGCCCCAACCCCACUGAGAGCCUGCGGCGCCUGCAUCCCCAUGUGGGAAGAACCCUGACCUCCGUUGACCCCUUCUACCGAGACACACCUCAUAGCAGUCGCUUUGUGGCCCCCAGCUGAGCUGAAGCCUGG